UGCCGGGUAUUAAUGUUUAGCAUGGACCAAGCAUGAAGUAAAAAUCAAAAGGAAGAAUUGCUUCUUCCUAUGGAUUAUAUUAUACACACAAGUCGUGGCCAUAUUCGAGACUUACACUUAACUGCUAUGGAAUAAGAGUUUCAUGAGAAAGUAAAACGGAAUAAAUUGAACUAUAUAGACGAAAAGUAUCUUCUUCAAACAAUACAAUAUGAACCUAUCUCAAUACCUAGUGGCGGUUUUUGUCGUGCAGACAGUUCGCUGCAACACGAUUGGAGGGAUUCACUCCCCGAGAUUUACAGAUGAAAAAGAAAAUAAAAACUCAAAAAUCGGAGUACACUCAAACGGAGAUAACACGCCAAAAGAAAAUGGAUUGAUUACUUAUGACCUCACACAUCAUCCUAGCAAUGAAAUUAUGACGCCAUCAGAUUUGCUUCAUAUGAUUAUGACGUCAUCAGACUCGUCUUCCUCAUUAAUUAGAGUGAGAAGGGGUUCCAGCAGCAAAUCACCAAGAAAAAAGAAAUGCGACCCUGACGACAAAGAAUGCAAGAAAAGUAGAAGAAAGGGGAAAAGGAAAGGCGGGAAACGAGGAGAAAAGGGAAAGAAAGGAAGAAGAAAGAAAAAAUGCAAGAAAGGCGGAAAGAAAGGAAAACGUCGAUGCACUGAUAAAGGGAAAGGAAGAAAUUCACCGAAACCACCCCCCAUUAACGCAAAAACAAAUCUAACUUUUGUUCCAGGAACACCUGGUUCCGACUUACGCCAGCAAUGCAUCCGUACUUUGGAUUGUCCAGAAGGCUACUGUUGCGCUCGUCUUCAUUGGGAAAGGGUCUGCAAACCCUACGUCAAACUUGGCGAAGUUUGUACUCGCCCUCGACGCAAAAGUCGGAGAAGCAUGGAGCACUAUCAGCGAUGUCCUUGCGAAGAUCAUCUCGCUUGCAGACGGGAACCAGGCGAAACAGAAGGCAAGAAAAACCAGCUGUUCAAAUGCCACGCAAAAACGUGACCCAUGUGACCAAAAACGCGGGAAAACAGGGUGAACCUACGUCACUUUAUGAUGACGUCACAAUCACGCGAACGGAGAAGGGUCACAUGACACACCAAGUUGAUAGUUUCGAAAUGAAACGAGACUUUCUAUUGGCGGGAUACUAGGAGGACAACUUUGUCACGUCAUAUUAAAAGGCGUGGGACGUUUGUUACGUCAAACAAUAUGAUUCGGCGCGUAAAAUUACCUUUUUCAUAAAUAUACUUCAAUUGUUGUGAUUUUUUUUAAUUUUUUUUCCAUUUUUGUAUCUUUAUCAUUUUUAAGAUUGUUGUAUCAAAAUUGGUUUAUUUGUCGUUUUUUUUUUUGUAUACAAGCAUGGCCCGCAGUUGUGGCUUGUAUCAUAAGCGAAUUAUCUAUAACCGAGCUUGAUCGAUGAUAUCUUACCUAAAUUUUUCGUACCAAACCAAUAAAAUAUUGUGUUCCCAAGUAAAUCAUGUUUCAGAAUUGAUUAUUUUAUCACACUGACAAGGGAGAAUUUUAAAAAAUCCAUUUACCGUCACUUAUCCAAACAAGACCUUCACGAGCAGAAACUUGAACGCAGAGGGAUGAUAUAUUCAGAAGUCCCGAAUCCUUUCAACCUCACAUCAUCCACUCAAUUCAAUUCAACCUGGCGAAGCAUGGAGUUUGUACUGCAUAACUGGCAAUGCCAAAAUCGUUAGUUAAUCAGCGUUUUAAUCACUGGGUCAGUAAUCUUCAAACUUUUACUUCAAACUUUCACUUGGUACCGCCGAAUUUUUUCGUGACCCUCUGGAACCCAAAUAAAAAUGGAGUCAAAUUUAAUUAUACAGAAGAUAUUAGGAAAAAUACCAAUAAAACUGACAAUACUUUUAAUGAAACAACCGUGAAAAUUCUUGCACAAAAGAUCGAAUCUUGUCUCCAUUUCGCUGAUGGUGGGUCUUAGUACUGGUUCCAAAUCAUUCAAAUUUGAUAGAUAUUUCUUUUUAACAUAAGUUGGUGUCGAAUACCUUACUUCACUAAUGUUCCUGAAACACAACCCCGCGACCCCCAUUGAGCCCUUUUGCGACUCACUGGGGGUCGUGACCUCACCAGUUUGAAGAGAUUGAGACGAUAGGUUAUGGGUUGAUUUCCGCUUAUUCAGAUGAAAUUGGUCACAAGAGGAUAAUACAGAUUGUUCACGUAUUAUUUGUGAAUAUGACACUAUAUGAGUUUACUUUCCGUAUGCGGUUACUUUUGCACCUACCUAAUGCCUCGAAUCGUUUUUUUUUUUAUUUGUUUUUAAAAUGAGUAGUUUGCUUUAUAGGGCUCCAUAAGAAUGUCACUACAGUUUCAUCCGAUUUCAUGGCAAUUUUUCGGCUCUAUGGCGCCUUCUACUGGAUUUGUUUUGCAUUUUUCAUCAGCCUGCCUUACGUCUGUUGUAAAUAUUUUAUCUUCGUAACCCAGGGAAACAUGAUAAAAACAUUCAGAAAUUUAACCUUAAUUUUGAAAUGUUCUAUACUCUGAAACUUACUCGUUAUAAUUUCACGGCCGUUGAACUGGUGCCUGAAUAUCUUUCAUAAUAAUUCCCCAUGGAGAAAACAAGGCGUUUAACCUUUGGCCACCAUGUAUUAUAAUAGAAAGGACAUUUUCCAAACCACCGCAUAAGCAUCAAAAUUUGAUAAUUUCCGAUUCUAAAGCGGCGAAAAAAACAGAAAGUUUUAUUUGACGUAUAAUACCUCUCAGAAACUCCAACUGGUACUUCCCUAAAUCUUACUAGAAAAUGUAGGAAUCGGAAGUUUUUGUUCUCCAUUGUUUAUAUUUCAGAAAAUACUUCAAACCGAAACCUAUUGAAACUUAAUAAUCAAACAAAAAGUAUAUCGAUUGACGUAAAAUGGGGCGAAUUUUUAGUAGAUUUCACUUAUUAUUUUCAACAGUAUCCAGUAUUUAAAUAUUUGUGAAAUGUUUUUAAAUUAUUUUCUUUUUUUUUACUAAAUAUCUUUCUUAAUAAUACAUUUUGCCAGUAUGUGUUCAAUCUUUCUUUUUUUAUAUUUUGAAAUAUAUGAAAUAAAAUA
Styela clava is the source of this 3048-nucleotide messenger RNA. The record is from RefSeq and is a predicted model, not a curated record. NCBI's taxonomy places the organism in Eukaryota, Metazoa, Chordata, Ascidiacea, Stolidobranchia, Styelidae.